GGCGGAAGUGGUGAGAUUUGCGUCACGCUGGCUCCGCCUCCUAGCCGGCUGUGGGUUGUUCGCAGUCAGGAGACUGGAAGAGGUUGUUCGGCCGCUGGCAGCGGGACAUGGAGGAGCGAAUAGGAGCCCAGCCUGAGAGCAGUUUUGGGGACUAAGCCAAACAGCAGCCUACUGCCCCACCUCAUCCGCAUUCACUCCCCAGGGAAGCCAUGGCCGCCUUGCUCGUACGAGGCUGUGCGCUGAGACCCUCCUGGGCAACGAGAUCGGCUCCUAUCUGUGCCCGGGGAGAAGGCAUGAAGGGUAAUUUUGCUGAGUCUGUCUGCUUAGGAUGCACCUCACUUCGUUUAUUAAAUUACAGAAAUGCUUGUUUUAGAAGUUGCACUGCUGCCCGUCCAGUUUAUGUUGCCUCAAGGAAAGGGGACAAUGAAUUUCUAUGGACUGACAUAUCGGAAAGAAGGUACUAUAAGUACCUCAGUUCUCCAGCUUCAUGGACAGCACUCAAAAUGGGACCAUGGGACCUAUCAGUCCGAAAUUUGCACUUGUCACGACCACUUUUUGACGACUCUGUGGUAGAAAAAUCACUGAAGUCAUUAAAGGACAAAAAUAAAAAGUUGGAAGAAGGAGGGCCCGUGUACAGCCCCGUCAGCGAAGUGGAAACUGUAAAGAAAUCUCUGGGACAAAAGGUCAUCGAUGAAAUAAAACACUAUUAUCAUGGCUUCCGCCUCUUGUGGAUAGAUACUAAAAUAGCAGCAAGAAUGCUGCGGCAGAUUCUCAAUGGGCACGCAAUGUCACGGCGAGAAAGGCGCCAGUUCCUGAGAAUAUGUGCCGACCUCUUUCGACUCGUACCUUUCCUCGUCUUCGUUAUCGUUCCCUUCAUGGAGUUCCUUCUUCCAGUGGCAUUGAAAUUGUUCCCGAAUAUGCUGCCUUCCACCUUUGAAACUUUCUCAAAAAAGGAGGAGAGGCUGAAAAAGGAGCUCAGAGUGAAGCUGGAACUGGCCAAAUUCUUGCAGGACACAAUAGAGGAAAUUGCACUGAGGAAUAAAGCGGCCAAAGGGGAUGUCACUGCAGAGUUUGCAACCUUUUUCCAAAAGAUUCGUAGCACCGGAGAAAGGCCCAGCAAUGAGGAGAUUGUCCGCUUCUCUAAGCUCUUCGAGGAUGAACUGACACUGGAUAAUCUGACCCGGCCACAACUGGUGGCUCUGUGCAAACUCCUGGAACUCCAGUCGAUUGGAACCAACAACUUCCUGCGCUUUCAGCUCACUAUGAAAUUGAGGUCCAUUAAAGCAGAUGACAAAUUAAUAGCUGAUGAAGGUCUGGAUUCCCUGACUGUAACAGAACUGCAAGCAGCUUGUCGUGCCAGAGGAAUGAGGGCACUUGGGGUCACAGAAGAUAGACUCAAGGAACAACUUAAGCAGUGGCUGGAGCUGCACCUGGAUCAGGAAAUUCCCACAUCGUUACUCCUUUUGUCCCGAGCUUUGUAUCUCCCCGACACACUCUCGCCAGCCGAUCAGCUCAAAACUACCCUACAGACUUUGCCUGAAAGUGUGGCUAAGGAAGCGCAAGUUAAAGUGGCAGCAGUAGAGUGUGAAAAGGUGGAUAACAAAACCAAACUUGAAGCCACUCUCCAGGAGGAAGAAGCCAUACGCAAAGAAAACCAGGAGAAAGAGAUGGAGAGAUUAGCUGACGCUGCCAAAGAAAGCCAGCAGGUUGCAGCAAAGGUGGAUGUACAGUCGGCUCCUGAGGAGGCAAUAUCAGGGGAAAUGAAAACUGCCACGGCUGAUACGGCUGCUGAACCAGCUGUAGCCCAAAUGAGCGCCUCCGAGCAAGCCGAGAUUUUAAAAGAUACGGCGCCAGUACUGGAGGGCAUUAAGGGAGAAGAGAUAACCAAGGAAGAAAUCGACAUAUUAAGUGACGCUUGCACGAAACUGAAAGAACAAAAGAAAUUGCUAACAAAGGAGAAAGAAGAACUUUCAGAGCUAAAGGACGAUGUGCAGGAAUACAGUGAGGACCUGCAAGAAAUCAAGAAAGAGCUCUCUAAAACGGGCCAAGAGAAAGUGCUGCAGGAGACAAAGGCGAGCAAGAUCCUAACGAAGAGAGUGAACAGGAUGAUCGGCCAGAUGGACAAAAUCAUCUCCGAACUGGAGAACGAAGAGAAAGUGUUGGAUGAGCACAUCGAAAAGGGAUCUGUUCCUCCUGUCGGAUUGUAUUUCGCCUUUAGGGAAAACCUCGUCAGCAUCAACGAGCUGAUCAGCAUCAUGAGGCACAUCCAGAAAAUCCCGGAGCAGAAGCUGCAGAGAAUCGCCGCAGCCCUGGAUGAAAAUAAAGAUGGCAAAAUCGACUUAGAUGAUGUGGCUAAGGUGGUGGAGCUGAUUGACAAGGAAGAUAUAGACAUCUCUACAAGCCAAGUCGCUGAGAUCAUGGAACUGCUCCAGAAGGAAGAGAAACUGGCUGAGAAGGAGAAGGCAAAGGAAAAGGUGGAGAAGGAGCAGGCAGCAGAAGCACAGAAUUAGCCAAGAAAGGAAAUAAUCAUAUCCUCUGCUCUCCCCUCAUCGUGUAAACUAUCCAUAGAGCUGCUACUGUGUCCCGACUUGCUUUUUUUUGGGGGGUGGUUUAAUUGCCAAGCAACAUAUAUAUUCAUUUUUUGGAGUGAAAUAAAAGCUUCAUUGAUCCAAAAGGGUUAAUUACAGUCAUUCCAUAGUAUCAGACCUGCACUUGGGACUUUCUACGGCAUUUUGAAAAAUGUUUGUGUUGUAUUCAAAUUCCUAAUAGGCAACAUCAUAAUUUAUAUAUCCAGUAUAUAUAUAAUCCUAUAUCACUGUCACUUGCCUAACACAGGUAUAGUUAUAGUUCAAGCGAGCGACCGAGUGCUAGUGUCUAGCCAGUGCUUGUCUAACUCAUUCCUGCAUUUUUAAAGAGAAAAUGUGCCCUGUUCAUAAGUAAGUCUUGUUUUUAAUUGUAACCCCUUUUAUAUAGUAAAAGAGAAGAGAUCUUCUGAGAACUUUUGCAUUUUAUGUUGUUUAUAUAUAUAUUUUUAAAUGUCAUGAUAUCAUCAGUUUUUACACUGCUAAUAUCAUAAAGGUGUAACCUGAGCGCCCCCAAGGGGGCUGAUGAUAAACUGGGGAUAUCGUGAAAUUUAAAAAAAAUAUAUAAAUGGCAAAAGUGCUCAGAAGAGCACUCUGCACAAUUUUACAUUUAUUAUAUAGAAUAGUUCCCCUUUAAAAGUGAUAAAGGUUCUUUCCAAACCAUGCAGGGCAGCGGGCAAUGGUUGCAGUGUGCCACUGGCCCGAUGGUCUUUAAACUUAAGUAUUUUUACUGCUGUUCUGCCGCCGCUUUGAUCUCUAAUGGCAUUUUGUGUUUGUUUCACUUGAACCUUAAUUUAAAUUCAUGCUGUUGCCUCACUGGCAGAGAAUGUAUUAUAAUGGUUUAUUGCUUUCCAGGGGAAUCGGCUCCAUGAAGAGCAUAGAAAAUAUCUAUUUAUGUGCCGGUCCUGCGGGUGCUUUAUGAAUUAUGCACUAGGAAUGUAUUUGUCAGUGUUUCCUAUUAUUUUUUUUAAUGCAUUUAAAGCGGCAGCACUCGUCCAUUGUAGCUUGGCUGACCAUUUCCUUGGCCAACUUAUUAUAUAUAUUUAUGAAACCCAUUGGCUAGUCAGAGUGGCCCUGGCACCCAAGGCUCGUAAGUGUUGACUGUCAGUAACAUGCUCCCGUAGUCUAUACCCUUGUACCAGUGCUAGUAUCCUUCCUAUUGCUCAGCAUGUAAUCUAAAUUAUCCAUAUCCCAAACAGGUAUAGAACAUACUUUAUUAGCCAGUUACCAUAAUAUUUGCCCCUUCAGUUGGGGCAAGAUCAAGCAAUUUACCAGGGCUUGCCAUUUAGAAAGUGAUUGUCCUCAACAGAUCCAAUUGUAUAAGUGCUGCACUAAAGUGAGCAUUAGCACAGAUGUGAGCUGGGAAUAAAGUUUCCCUUUAAAGGCAACAUAAACUUGUCUCAAAUAUAUCACUGCCCUUUGCCAGACCCGUGUUACUAGGGCUCAGGCCGGGACUGGCAAUCUGUGGGUUCAGGCAAAUGCCAGAGGGGCUGCUGUAAGAUGCCACAGACACUCACUAUUUAUUGGGCUGGGGGGGGCUGUUUGGGCCUCUGUGUAGUUGAAUCCUGGAACUAACCAAUGGUCUGUGCUGCUGCUGCUUUAUGCAUAUUGUCUGUCGCUUCGUGUUAAUUCGACAAAUAAUACUUUGGAACAAUGCACUAUAGGCCGUGUAUGAGUGUAGCCAUAUAGUAGUGUUACGGUACCGCCGAUGAAAAUGCUUCUGCACUAUAUCUGUUAAGCCACUUUGAUUGGUCAGUUGGACUUGAAUCCCUCCCACCCCUUCAGCAGCCUUAUAGGGGCAACUGUGUAUUUUGUGGGUGUUUUGUUGCUUUUACCUUUUCAUUUGUUUUCUUUUUGGAUUGACUGCAGUGGUUUCAAACCCGUCCAGUGGAACCUGAAAUUAG
This is a messenger RNA of Xenopus tropicalis (tropical clawed frog), 4486 nucleotides long. RefSeq names its product leucine zipper-EF-hand containing transmembrane protein 1 (gene letm1). The record is from RefSeq and is a predicted model, not a curated record. Gene Ontology annotation, cellular component: mitochondrial inner membrane. The coding region runs from base 210 to 2510 and encodes 766 amino acids. Lineage: Eukaryota; Metazoa; Chordata; Amphibia; Anura; Pipidae. The transcript is spliced from 14 exons. Gene Ontology annotation, molecular function: calcium ion binding; ribosome binding; calcium:proton antiporter activity. Gene Ontology annotation, biological process: potassium ion transmembrane transport; calcium export from the mitochondrion; mitochondrial calcium ion homeostasis.